This is a messenger RNA of Sclerotinia sclerotiorum 1980 UF-70, 1662 nucleotides long. RefSeq lists its product as hypothetical. The record is from RefSeq and is a predicted model, not a curated record. Lineage: Eukaryota; Fungi; Ascomycota; Leotiomycetes; Helotiales; Sclerotiniaceae. Gene Ontology annotation, biological process: carotene catabolic process. The transcript has a single exon. Bases 1 to 1662 code for a protein of 553 amino acids. Gene Ontology annotation, molecular function: carotenoid dioxygenase activity.
AUGACGAUACUAAAUGACCCUCCGUCUACAGUAACCUUGCCCCUCCACGAUCCCACCGCUCCUUCCCCUUCGAAAAAUAUCCCCUCAACCACCUCCUCUAAUCCAAACACCCACAAUUUCUCCUCCAGAUGGCCCUCAGCCUUGGACCUGGCAGGCUCCAACCUCCCCUGCCGCCUCGAAGGUGAAGUUGCCGACCUAGUCGUCCUCGGCAACAUUCCCCCACAGAUCCGCGGAACAUUUUACCGCGUGAUGUGCGAUCCGUUCGUCCCUCCCCACCCACAAAAUGUACCCAUCGACGGUGACGGCAAUAUAUCGGCCUUUCGCUUCCACGAUGGAAUCGUGGAUAUGAAAAUGCGAUACAUUGAGACCGAACGAUACAAACUCGAACGACGCGCCAACAAGACAUUAUUCGGGUUGUAUCGGAAUCCAUAUACGCAUCAUCCAUGCGUGCGGGCUGCGGUGGAUAGUACCGCGAAUACCAAUUUAGUCAUGUGGGCUGACAAGUUGUUGGCAUUGAAGGAAGUGGGUUUGCCUUAUGAAGUUGAUGGAGAUACGUUGGAGACAGUUGGAUAUGAUCCUUUUGCUUCUGAGGGCAUUAAGUCAAAGACUUUUACUGCGCAUCCGAAGGUCGAUCCGUUUACAGAUGAACUUGUGGUUUUCGGGUAUGAAGCAAAAGGAUUGGCGACGCUGGAUGUGGUUACGUAUACGCUUGAUGCGCGAGGGAAGAAAGUUGAGGAAUUGUGGGUGAAGAGUCCGUGGUGUGCUUUCAUACAUGACUGUGCUAUUACGGAGAACUGGCUGAUACUUGUGUGUUGGUGUUUUGAAGCGGAUAUUGAGAGGAUGAAAAAAGGAGGACAGCAUUGGGCUUGGGAUUAUGAAAGACCGGCUACGUUUAUUGUGGUUCCGAGGAGGAAAUCGACGCCGUUGCCGGACGGGUGGAAGGAGGGUGAGAGCAGGUUUUAUGAGUGGAAAAAUUGUAUGCCGGUUCAUACAGCAGGGGCUUGGGAAGGGGAGGAUGGGAAAUUAUAUAUGGAAAGUUCGAGGGUGCAUGAUAAUGCAUUUCCAUUCUUCCCACCGGAUGAUGGGCGUCUGCCGAGUCCAGAUACAAAGGGAGAUUUUGCACGUUGGGAGUUCGAUUUGAGUCAACCAAGUGGGAGCAAGAUACCGGAUCCUGUGGUCGUUUUAGACGUUCCAUGCGAAUUUCCGAGAAUCGAUGAAAGAUUCAUGACAAAGAAGUAUAAUUGGGUAUUCUUGGAUGUUUUUAUUCCCAAUCAAAGUGAUGGGAGGAGUAACAUAUACCAGGGGCUCAAUGGUCUUGCGAUGCAUAAUAAUACGACGAAUGAAACGAGAUAUUUCUACGCAGGAGACGACUCGCAUGUUCAAGAACCAAUCUUUAUUCCUCGAUCAAAAGAUGCUGAAGAAGGAGAUGGCUGGGUGAUGGCGAUGGUCGAAAGAAGGAUUGCUAAUCGAUGCGAUUUGAUGGUGAUUGACACGAGAGAUUUUGAGAAGGCAAUUGCUAUUGUUGAGUUACCAUUUCAUAUCAAAGCUCAAAUACAUGGUAAUUGGGUUGAGGCAACUGAGACUACAGGGACAAGAAGUCUUGUUCGAGGGAUAGAUGAACUUGAGAUCAGUGGAAAGGGGGCAUUAGAACCUAUAGUUUAA